Candoia aspera is the source of this 3854-nucleotide messenger RNA. RefSeq lists its product as uncharacterized. The record is from RefSeq and is a predicted model, not a curated record. The transcript has 5 exons. Lineage: Eukaryota; Metazoa; Chordata; Lepidosauria; Squamata; Candoiidae. Bases 573 to 1394 code for a protein of 273 amino acids.
CAGAGAGAACGGCAGCCGUGCGCGAGUGAGAGGAGAGCGUGGAAAAAGGAAAGGGAAAGGAGAGGGGAAGAAGAGCACGCGGGAGCGACCGGCAAUGUGCAGGAAAGGGAGAGAAAGGGCAGAUUAGACCGUGAGCAUGAGCAGAGCUCCGGGCCUCAGUUUCGAAAGCUUCCUCAUCUCUUCUUUAACUCCUUCGGCAUCCAAUGCCCCCCUGUCCCUUGCAAUAGAAACCCUGCCAGCGACUGUCGGGGUUUCUACCUUGGCGUCCUUUGCUGCAGCUGGGAAAAGCCAGGCAUUCGCCCUUUAAAAAACUAAUUAGUCGUUUCAACGGAGCAGACGGGGGAGGAAGUUGUGCGCUAGCAACCAGAUCCAGGAUGUUAUAGGGGUGCAAAAAGAAGAAAGGCGCAAGAUCGCAUUUCUCGGCAGAUCAGAUGCCUCUCGAGCCACAAGCUGGGAGUACCUGCAGUUGCUCAGCCUGCCCCCUCUAAGCUGACCGCAGCAGCAGCCGCAGCAGCAGCAGCUUUAGAUGCGAAUGCGUGCUUAACUCUUCCCUGGCUCUUUGAAUUUGUACCAUGCUCAAGAUCCUUACGAAGAAGCUGAGGAAUCAGAGUUUGAAUGAGAUCCAGCCCUUCCAGUUGAAGAUUUCCUACACACCAAGUGAUGAGGAAGACAGUGAUGAUUCUGAGGGAGAGAACCAGGAACUUGCUCAGAUUGACAGAGAGAGAAGACGGAAUUGCACCUUGACCCCCCUGGCAACCAAUCAGCUGCAAAAUCAAGAAAAUCAGUGCUGCAAAGUGCGGGCCCAUUUUCCUCCUGGGCUGGACCGCCACAGCUCUGAAGAAGAGUUGGAAUGUAUCACCCGUGAAUUUUCUGCUGAGAAACGGAAGUGGUCUCAGGUCAGCAGGCUUGGCUGCUGUAGUGACAGCUGUAAUACCCCCUCCAGUGAUGAGGAAGUGAAGACCUUGUGCGGCAAGUCCUUCCGACCAGUGGUCGAAGCGGUGGAGGGUUUGCGUGCCAGUCCCAGCCCAGUGCUUUUCAGUGCCUCACCUCCCAAGAGACUGCAGUCCUUGGUACGGACCACGACAUCCCGGCCUAUAAUUUUUACGAGCGUCGGAGGCAGCUUUGAGCAAGGCAUGCCGUGCAAACGACACCGACAGGGCUAUGGUGACAAAGUUGGGAGGCCCAGUCUCGAUCUGGAAAAAAUGCAGCAAAAGAUGCUGUUUAAGAAGAAUUGUGGUACAAAGACAAGGAUCAUCAAAAUCCACCAUAUCAAUGGAAGCCGGCCCUCACCUCACUUUGUGUAUGAUCCAUCGAUUUUUGCCUUCCGAUCCCUGAGCACCUUGAAGCCUUUGAGCCCAAUAGCUCCAGUUGAAGAACCAUCAUGUGCCUACUGAACAAUAUACUCAGAACUCUCAGGAAUCAUCAUACCAACCAGCUGCCCCAGGGACUUGGAGGGCAUAUAUUUGCAAUAGAUUCCAGGAUCCUUGGUAUCAGGAGAUGGGUGUCUUGUCUCUUGUCUGUUUUACAUGCCAUUAUAAUUUCUGAAAAUUGUCAGAAAGGAAAUGUAUGUGCUUUGAGAAGCUAGGCACAUAAGUUGCAAUGCAACUAUCAAGACACUGUGUGAUUCACAGAAGGCUGGUUUCUUAUGAAUGGAGUGAGCAUGUUGCCCUUAUAACUGAUUCUCAGCAGGUGGUUGCACUUAGCCAAGCUUGGUUGAUUUCAGAAGCUAAGGAGGGUCAGGCCUGGUUUAUAUGUGGGACCACCUGGUCAGUCCAGGUUGUUAGCUGGAUUGGUAAAUAGGAAAAAAAUCCCAACCCACAGUGGAGGAAGGGCAUGGCAAGCCAAUCCUAUUGCCAAGAAAACAGCAUGGAUGCAGUCCUAGGAGUUGAUCUCAGCUUGAGAGCAUUUUCACACUAUAUUAUAAGUGAGCAACUGCCCAUGUGCUGAAAUGCCAGAGAUAAGCAACUUUCUUGUUCCUUAUCUAGUAGAAUUAUUCCUUCUACAUAGGAAUGUUCAGUAGACUAGGAUUUCUCCAAGAAUUGGAAGGAUCUCUGCUUUCAGAGGUUAGAAAGAGAUGUUAUUUGUCUCCCAGGGUAUGUAAACCUCUUUUGUUUUAUGCCACCAAGUUAUAAGGCUAGAACAAGAAGCUCACUGAGUAUUGCAGCAUCUGAAUUGCUUUGAAAUUAGUAGAGUAUGAAGGUAAAGAGACAGCUAUGUGGUUUGUUCAGCACAAAUGGAAUUAGAGCCCUUGGAUCCUUAGGGUAUGCUGUAAUUGGAUAGAUACUUUCAGGUAGAAGAAUAGAUGGGAAGUUAUAAUCUCCUCUUCCUUUGACUUCUCUGGCAUCCUUUUAUAAAGCCAUGUGAAUAUCACAUGAUGUUCUCUCUUCAUGAAGUAUGGAUGAAUAUGACAAUGAUUGGUUUGGGCACCCAACAACAUGCUUUAUAGCACCCACAUUUUAAACAUCUUGUAGUCAUAUGAGUUGGCAACCACAGAAGGCAGGAAUAUGACUAUAGGUUGCCUUUGAUGUAUAACCCACUGGUUUAGGUUGAUAUGUCAGAUGUAGAGAUGUGGGAAGAAGUACUUCACAGGUGUUUGUUUCGUUUUUUGCUGGUAGGAGUAACGGGUAACGCAAAACCAAAACCAAAACAGAACAGACAUUUUUUAAUAAGAGCAACUUUACAGAGGCAUCCAUAUCUUUCAAGCCAGCUAUUCUCUACACUUUGGUGAUAGGUUCUGUUUUGCAGUGACAUCUGAGAGACCAAUUAUUCAUGUAGUCAGUUGGCCCCAAUUCUACAGGUUUUUCUGCUAAUCCAGUGAAACCUAUAGUAUAUACUGAGGUUUAGGAAAGUCAGUUUAACAACAUACUACAUUGUCUUCUCUCUGUAUGUCAAAGACAUUUAAGUGUUGACUUAUAUACUAACCAUAUGAUGAACAAUCUAGAAAGCACUCCUGUGCCAUUUCUUUUUAAUUAAAGAAUAUUAGAAACUAUAACCUGACCACCGUUUUGAAAACUUUGCUGUCUUCUACAAUUAAGAAUUUAGACUUUAAAGGAGUUGAAGAAAAUGGCUCCUCUUGGGGAAAAUAACCAGCAAGCUCAGUGGUUCUUUUUACCAUUGGAAUCUUAAGGCCAGAAGCUUUCUAGUCAGAAUGAGUUAACUCAGCUGCUUUUAAUCCUAGCUGUAAAUAUGUUGGGUCUAUAAAACCUGGUAACAAAAGCAUUAGGAUAAAGGAUAACAUGAGUUACUUCUUUGCUAUACCAGUCUAUAUAAGAAGAAUUCAGGGAUGGGCACAAUCCUUCUUAAACCACAAUUAAUUAAAUAAAAGGCAAGAUGCUCUUAAUUGGUUUAUUGAGAACAAGGUCAAUAUUGACAUGCAACAAGAUAGUUUUUGUUUUUCAAAGCAAUUGGCCUCUCCUUCCAGUUGAAGGAGGGAAGGUUGCUUUUUAUCUUCUAAUCCUAAAGAUGAUUGUUUUUAUAGGUCAGUGCACAUGUUGGGGAUCUAUAAUCCCAAAGGAUUUGGCCUUCCUAUAGUAAUGACAAGGGCAAAUGUAAUGUGAGUUUGCUGUUUUGGCAGAUUAGACUUGACCUACAAACAGCCAGCACCUGUCAUGGUCAGGAUAAUUUGGAAUGUGUUUUCAUGUAUAUAAAGCUGCCAUCACUUUGCUCUGUAGAUAUUGCAGAAUGUUUUUGGGUUUUUUGCUGAUUGAUCUAGAAGAUAUUGCCCUGUGUGAUGCUCUAAGAUGAAGGUAUGGAAUGGAGAUUAUCGCUGAUGAAGUGCUUUUCUUUAAUACUUUUUGUAACAUUUCUCUCUCUUUGGUUUUUAAUGAGAAAAAUAAAGUUAUAUUUUAACUGCU